AUGGUAUCGACAAAGUCCAUGAAGGCAGCAGAGAUGGCGGCGCAGGCGGCUGGGAAGAACUCCGAGGGGGGCGAUGUAGGGCUCGACGGGGGGUUAGAGGAUCUCACAGAGAUCGAAGGGCUGAGGAAGGUCGUGGAGACGCAAGUAGAGAGGCAGGCGAGGGUCGAGGAGGAGUUGAAUGGUUUGCAGGUGCAAGCCAGAGAUCACGGCCGCACUCUUGACGCGUUGUUGGCAGUAGUGGAGGCGUUGCAGGGGCAGGUGAGCAGCCUGAUGGAGGCUUGGAAGAGAAGCGGGGCAGGAGCUGGUGACGGCGGGAAGCCGCCGGAGGAGGGAGGCGCGGUGGAGGAGGGAUCCGUCUCGGUGGCGUUGGUCGGCGGCCAGGGAGCCGAGCGGAUCUCGGCGGAAGGGGGGCGGCGGCGACCAACCCUAGCCGACCUCCUGUUUCGCUUACGAGCCACGUCUCCUUCGGCCCGACAAGCAAGGAUGGGCUUUUGCCUACCCCAUCGGCACAGGAGGUGGCGCGCGCGUGGUAAGGCCAAGAUGGCCGAGUAUGUGGACCCGGACCUGCAAGCGGGCCUGAAUUGGGAGGAGCUGGUGGAUCCGGAGCAGGAGAUGGAUCGCGGGCCAUGCCCUACGAGCAGUGUGGGCUGGGGACGGAUGGCAGAAGGGAGGAGGGCAGCCUGGUGGGCCGAGCCCGGUGGGAAGGUGGGCCGGGUGGAGGUUGGAGGGAGACGGGUCCCCGACGUUCGGGCAGCAUGGGUUACCCAAGCCCGCAAGGCCAGUUCGACGAGUACUGUGGGCCCCUUCCCUCUUCUGCGAUUCAACGGGGCGCCGGAAAGGAAUCUAGGAGGACGUGGACGGGUGAUCGGAGGCCGAGGAAUGAGUUAA
Molecule: messenger RNA, 888 nt
Organism: Linum trigynum
Lineage: Eukaryota; Viridiplantae; Streptophyta; Magnoliopsida; Malpighiales; Linaceae
Source: the annotation of a GenBank genome assembly